Hyaena hyaena (striped hyena) is the source of this 1388-nucleotide messenger RNA. It is a transcript of the gene MRPS30, whose product is annotated as mitochondrial ribosomal protein S30. Gene Ontology annotation, cellular component: ribosome; mitochondrial large ribosomal subunit; mitochondrion. Gene Ontology annotation, biological process: translation. Bases 15 to 1310 code for a protein of 431 amino acids. Gene Ontology annotation, molecular function: structural constituent of ribosome. The transcript is spliced from 5 exons. NCBI's taxonomy places the organism in Eukaryota, Metazoa, Chordata, Mammalia, Carnivora, Hyaenidae. The record is from RefSeq and is a predicted model, not a curated record.
GACCCCGAGCCAAGAUGGCGGCGGCCAGGUGUGGCGGGCUAGCGCUCCGCGGGCCGCGGCUGUCACUGCACACUGCGGCCGAGGCCGCUGUCGCAGCUCCAGAAGUGACCGGCCCACAAGUCGCGGCGGUGCCCGUCGCGCGCUACCCGCCAGUCGUGGCCUCUCUGACUGCCAAAAGCAAGGCGGCACGGCAGCGGCGAGUGGAGCGGUGGCAGGCGACGGUGCACGCGGCCGAGUCUGUGGACGAGAAGCUGCGGAUCCUCACCAAGAUGCAGUUCAUGAAGUACGUCGUUUACCCGCAGACCUUCGCCCUGAACGCUGACCGCUGGUAUCAGGGCUUCACCAAGACUGUGUUCGUGUCGGGCCUGCCGGCGCCGCCCGCGGAGCCAGCGCCCGCCCUGGACUUGGAGGCCCUGCGCGCCGCCGCGUGUGACUGCCUCCUGCAGGAGCACUUCUACCUGCGGCGCAAGCGGCGCGCGCCCCUCUAUCAGGACCGCGAGGCCGUCGCCUCGCCCUUCCUGGAUCAGCUGGUGGCCGCCGUCGUGGGCCUGCUCAGUGCACACAACCCCGCUCUGGUCACCGCCGCCCUCGAUUAUAAACGUCCAGUUCACUUUUACUGGUUGCGUGGUGAAGAAAUUAUCCCUAGUGGUCAUCGGAAAGGUCGAGUUGAUGCUUUGCGAUACCAAAUAAAUGAUAAACCACACACCCAGAUUCGAAUGUCCAAACAACUCCCAGAGUUUGUGCCGCUGGAUUAUUCUGUACCUAUCGAAAUCCCUGUGAUGAAUUGUAAGCCAGACAAACUUCCAUUAUUCAAACGACAGUAUGAAAAUACCAUAUUUAUUGGCUCAAAGACAGCAGAUCCCUACUGUUAUGGUCAUACCCAGUUUCAUCUGUUACCUGACAAAUUAAAAAGGGAAAGGCUUUUGAAACAAAACUGUGCUGAUCAGAUAGAAGUUGUUUUUAGAGCAAAUGCUAUCGCAAGCCUUUUUGCUUGGACCGGAGCACAAGCUAUGUAUCAAGGAUUCUGGAGUGAAGCAGAUGUUACUCGACCUUUUGUCUCUCAGGGCGUGAUCACAGAUGGAAAAUACUUUUCCUUUUUCUGCUACCAAUUAAAUACUUUGGCACUGACGACACAAGCUGAUCAAAAUAACCCUCGUAAAAAUAUAUGUUGGGGGACACAAAGUAAGCCUCUUUAUGAAACCAUCGAAGAUAAUGAUGUGAAAGGUUUUAAUGAUGAUGUCCUACUUCAGAUAGUUCACUUUCUACUGAACAGACCAAAAGAAGACAAAUCACAGCAGUUGGAAAACUAAGAAGAAAUCAUUGAUUCAAGACUUUGGGAAUGCUUAAAUUUCACUGAAGGAAAAAUAAAAGGAACUUUAAUGACGAGA